AUGGCUGAUACUCGGCGCGUCGGCCACCAUGUCCACGAAACAAAUGCGCUGAGUUUUGGACACCUCGGCACUGCCACUUAUGAUGUCCGCAGGCAUGAAUGGACGUUCCUGCGCCAGCAUCAGACUCGAAACACCGAGGAUGGACAGAGAACGCAGGCCAGCUGGAACCGCUCAUCUCACUUUCUGUUGGUGGACGAACAGACGUGGAACUCUGCCCCAGACUUUGUACAAGCAAGAGACAAAGUGCAAGACUCUAGACUAGGUCGUGGGCUGCAGAAUUUAUUUCUGAAGCGAGUCCCCGACGCGGCCUUGCUUGCUGUCGAUUUUUCGGCUCAGUCAAACACGGCAUCCUCUCAGUCCGAAAAGCUGAAUCGACCAUCAGAAAGCGUCCUGGCCCUUGGGCAUGCUCGACCUUCUCUUGACUCUGGCUUGCACAACGACGCUCCAUAUAGUCCGAUUGUUGCGUUUCGAACGUGCUCGAAUAACGGCAUUCUUCAGCUCCUUGCCAUAGAGGAGCGUCAGGUUGCCAUCCGCAACGAGGCUGGUCUGCUGAAUUUGUGCACGGUUCCUUUCAUUGGCAACGUGCUGGGACACUGGGCGGAGUCAACAGACGAAAUAGUUCAGAUAUCGUCAGCCAGUCAUGUGAGGGGCACGCAAUUUCUUGUCGUCAAGCCAAGCGGCACGACUAUUUUGCGGCCCACGUUGUCAAAGCACAAAGUGCCUGAGGUGCUUCUAGAUCCAUGUCCAGUCGUCACCAUUCCAUGUUCGAGAACGGGCGGGCAACCUCACGCACACGCCACAUUCAAUCCCCAGGAUCACUGUCUGGUGGUAAUUGUGGACACCGGCGGGCAAUGGGGCGUCUGGAAGGUCACGGGAAGAAAAUCAAGGUCGGCGCGCAUUCUAUACCAAGUAUCUCUGCAAGGCUCGAACUAUAUAAGCAAUUCCGGCCAGCGAUCUCUGCUCUCGGGAGUCUCAACAUACAGGGAUAAAUGGCACCGAGCUUGUUGGUUGACGAACCCGAAAGGAGUUAUGGACAGACUCUUGGUGUGCAAUCGACGCGUUGCUGCGGCUUUUGAUCAGACGGGAUCAUUUUUGGGUCCGGUCGACAUGCGCCUGGGAUCCCAGUCAGAUCGGAACGUGAUUCUUGAUGUCAAAAUCAGCGACCGUCGGAGUGAUCACGUAUUCGUCCUGACCACGUCACGCUUCCUCCUAUUUAGUUCGUCUCAGAGUACGAGAAACCCAAAUGAAGCGCUUGAAUUGGUAUGUUCUUGGAAUCAUUACCGCGAUCGCACCGAUCUGAGGCUCCGUAUGAGUGUCUUUGAAACUUUGCAAGAUUCGUGGGUACUCCUUUAUUCUGCCACCAGCCAUUUCGCCGUCCUGUACCGCUUUGAGCAACAGGAUUCCGCUUCGACAACUAUCGCCAUCCAUGAUCCUUCAGCUUUUCAGUUACCGCAGCAUCUAACAGGACGCAUGAAGAAUGUCACUGAUAUCAUCAUGUGUCCAGUAGCCUUCUCGACUCAAGAUCGGCCUUCGGGACCUGGCGGAUUCGGCCUGGUCAAGCUUGUUGCCUGCUUGGCUACAGGGGAAGUUGUCGAAGCAUUGUACAAGCAUGAACUUCAGCAAUUUGGCCUCUCGGGUCAUCUACCGAACAAGUUUAGGGAGAAGGUGCCACAUUUAUCAUUGCCCCGGACUCUGGAUAGGCUUCUGGAUACCCAUCCAUUAAGUUCUGAAUAUGUCGUUGACGAGGGUUCAGACGAGGAUCUAGACGAUUUUGUUGUAGCGGAUGAUGGAGAAACAAAAAUUUUGACAGGUGAAGCCAGCGCUGCACAUAUCAUUUCACAAGAUUUACAACCUGUUCCUUCCAGUUCUCGGAAUUGGCGGCGUCUUCUGCACUACGAAACUUUGAUGGAAAAGGACAACGGUGGUAUGUCUUUCAGGUCGACCUUGCAACAAGCGAUUGAACAUCUGGAACGUCUCAAAGGCGAGGAUAAGAUAACGCCCAUCCAUCUGAUAUCGGACCUUGCCGACAGGUGUCGCAUCACGGACGUGGAAGAAGAUUCUCAAACCGCGGAUCUAUGGCUUGAUAACAUCGCACUCCAAGCCAGUAUUACCGUCGAACCGGCCGCUUCUGCUGUAGGGGGCUUCCCUAGUGCUUCGCACAGGCAUUUACUUCUUGACCUUUACGAGAGCUUGGUUAAAGUAUAUGUCGAAUCACUAUCCGGUAAAGUCACAGACCGCGGCCGGGUCAAUCGUGAAAGGCUGGUACGCCAGAUAGUGGGAGAUAGCUUUCUGGGGACAUUUGUGUUGAUUUCCGGGAAUCUUCCUCGUCCAUCUGAUUCUCCACCACCAUAUUCGACGCGGACACGGGAUGGCGAGGUUCCAUCUCCAUCACUAGGUCUACAAUCAGAUGAUCAAGGGUUUUCGCAGGCACCAACACCAGAGACUCUUCCAGAUGCAGAAGAACCUGCGGUCACCCGUCUACGGAAAUACGCAACAUUUCAUCGUGAAGUGCCGCCUUUACUGCUCAACCAUCACGCGAACAUCUCCAACAUUCUAGCCCAUCUCCCGGGUUCUAUACAACAGAACCCCGCAGAUUAUUCCUACCAGCAAACAAAUCAAAAGAUCAAGUUUACGCAGGAGGAGAUAGCGGCAGAGUCGUUGAACCCAACAGAGAGGAAGAAGGCCCUCAAAUCUGCCACUCGACUACAGCGGAAAUUGGAAAGAACUCAACUCAUCAGUCAAGAAGUUAUGAUGCAACGAAACUUAUUGCCCGGCAUCAGCAGCAGGCCCAAGGUCUCCGGUUUGCCAGAGCGAGAGGUGCAAAGCAGUCAGGCAGCUGCACCGAGCUCGAGUCAAACGACUGGACUACCAGGAUUGAGCAUGACACAACCGGAGAGAGGUGCUUAUGGAACGAGACAAGCAGAGAAGAAGGGCAAGAAGGGGACGAGGAGACAGGCAGGCUUUUAG
Molecule: messenger RNA, 2967 nt
Organism: Cladophialophora psammophila CBS 110553
Lineage: Eukaryota; Fungi; Ascomycota; Eurotiomycetes; Chaetothyriales; Herpotrichiellaceae
Exons: 2
Coding region: 1-2967 (988 amino acids)
Biological process (GO): nucleolar large rRNA transcription by RNA polymerase I
Cellular component (GO): RNA polymerase I core factor complex
Molecular function (GO): RNA polymerase I general transcription initiation factor binding; RNA polymerase I transcription regulatory region sequence-specific DNA binding
Source: RefSeq, a predicted model, not a curated record